UGUUUCUACAUUGCUUGCCUUCUUCCUCUCGACUCUAUUUUGCUUUUCGGACAAAUCUUCGAAGAAAUCGGUUCAGUUCUCAAUUCUUCACCAGCUGAAUUCUAGAAUUUUGUAAGUUUUCCUUCAUUUUCCCUCCAUUUUCUUCAGAAUCAUUUCGAUUUCGGUUUUCUUCUUCGUUUUCCCCUCCCUCUUUCGCCCUCCAAUUUGUAACCAAUGGAGAUGGCUAUGGAGUUGGAAGAUUCGUUCUCGAACGUUUUGCUUUCCUUUGCCUGCGUCUUGCUCGCCGAAGAUGGAAGGACUCCGCGGUUUUCGAUCAAUCCAUUACGAAGCACGCUACGAAUAUGUAUACCUUCGCCUUUUUAAGUUUUCUUUAGGGUUUCUUUAAUUUCUUAGCUUUUGGAUGUGCUCUGGUCUGCAUCUUCGAGGAUUCUCUUUCGAUUCUGGGCAUAUUUGUUGAUUUUCUUUCAAUUUGAAGAUUGAUUGUUCUUGUUGGUUGACUCCUCGAAGUUUUCUUCGUCGGUGAGGUUUCUUCGUUCUUAUUGCCAAACCUAACAUAGGCUCCUGCUUUUGGUUCUUUUCGAAUAGAAGAUAAGCUGUUGUUUCUCUUCUCUCUUUCAUUGAAGACUACUACGGAAUUCUACCGUGAAACUCGGCCCUUUUUUAACGAAUUUUUUAAUUUGAAAAUUUUAAUUCAAGCUCUUCAGUGAGAGUUAUUGAAUGGCUCGAAGGAUGGAGUUGGGGUUCCCGAAGUCUGCUUCAUAUAGUCUUCGAGAACAAGCUGCUAGAACGAUUCUACGCAAUGUAAGGUCACAAGGGCACACAUACGUUGAGCUACGAGAAGAUGGGAAAAGGUUUAUUUUCUUCUGUACUUUGUGUCUUGCACCAUGUUAUAGUGAUUCAGUGCUCUUUAACCACCUGAAGGGCACUCUUCACACUGAAAGAUUAUCGGCUGCUAAGCUGACUCUCUUAGGACCAAAUCCGUGGCCUUUUGAUGAUGGUGUUCUUUUCUUCCAUAAGCCAGUUGAAGGAGAUAACCAGGUUGGGAUGUCAAAUGACAAUCAUGAAAGGUUGUUGGAGUAUCACAACAAUGAUAACAAUCUUGCGAUUGUCAGGUAUGUUGGAAAUUCGAAAGGCAAUGGCAAUGGACAUGAUGAGUUUAAUGGAAAUGUAAGGAACAUGGAAGAUUGUUCCUUCGAGAAUGUGAACGAUGGUGGAGAUGGGGGUCAUUUGGUGAUUCCUGGUGUACUGAUUAAGGAAGAAAUUUCUGAUAUAAAAGUGAGGGAGUUGGGUUAUGGACAAAUCGCUGCUAGGCUCACUGAAAAGAAUGGGAUCUUUUCUGGAGUUAGCAGAAUAUGGUGUGAAUGGCUGGGUAAAGUAAAUGUCGGGAUUGACAAUAAGGUCAAAGUUCCUGAACAUAAUUAUGCUAUUGUUACUUUCACUUAUAAUGUUGAUUUAGGUAGAAAGGGCUUGCUUGAUGAUGUCAAAUUAUUGCUCUCAUCAAGUCCUGGAGCUGAAUCACAGAAUAAUGAGAACUGUCGAGUGAAAAGAAAGAUAUCUUUCUCUGAUCCUGAGGAUGCUAGUCAGUCUAUAAGCCAUCAAUAUGAUUCGUCUGGUGAAGAUUCCUCAGCUUCUAAUAGUGUCACGUCAUCGCUGUUGCUGGAUACAUAUGAUGAUCAAAUUUUGAGUAAAACAAUAAUGUUGAAUAAAGCAGUAAGGCGUGAGCUGAGAAGGCAACAGCGUUUAGCUGCAGAGCGGAUGUGUGAUAUCUGUCAACAGAAGAUACUUACUCAUAAAGAUGUAGCAACACUUUUGAACAUGAAAACUGGAAGACUUGCCUGCAGUAGUCGAAAUGUUAAUGGGGUGUUUCAUGUAUUUCAUACCUCUUGCCUUAUACACUGGAUACUUCUCUGUGAGUAUGAGAUUAGUGUGAAGGAUCUAGGUGGUCCAAAAGUUAGACGAAGGUACAGGAGAAAGAAAAAGGCUAAGGGCAGCAAACACAGCAAGGACUGUGAAACGAGACAAAUAAAAACCCAAAUUGAUUCUGUUUUCUGCCCUGCAUGCCAGGGUACUGGUAUAAUUGUUGAUGGGGAUGACCUAGAGAAACCAACCAUCCCUCUUUCUGAGAUCUUUAAAUACAAAAUAAAGGUGAGUGAUGCCCGAAGAGCGUGGAUGAAAAGUCCCGAGGUUCUGCAGAAUUGUUCGACAGGUUUCCAUUUCCCUUAUCAACCUGAUGAAACCAUACAGGAAAAUGUGAAACAUCUCAAGUUGCUGCAUUUUUAUGGAGCUUUUGUAUAGAAAGUACCUUCAAAUUCGUAGGUUGGAACAGUAGGCUUCAAUCAUGCGCUGAAGCGUACAGUAGGUAGGUCUUGCUUUCUUAAUAGCUACUGGACAAACUUUUGAACAUUCAUGGUCAUUGUAAAUGAAAUGUCCACAAGUCCCGUAAAUAUUAUGAAGAUUGAAGGGCGUGGGAGGAGUAUCUUGAUAUAUAUAUAAUUGUCCUUAACUAGUUUUUUUUUUUUUUUUGGGUUGCAUUUAAAUCAAACUUUGAAACUUCCUUGUAUGUCAAUAUUACUGGAUCACAUCUCACAA
Messenger RNA from Benincasa hispida (wax gourd), 2589 nucleotides. RefSeq lists its product as uncharacterized. NCBI's taxonomy places the organism in Eukaryota, Viridiplantae, Streptophyta, Magnoliopsida, Cucurbitales, Cucurbitaceae. The record is from RefSeq and is a predicted model, not a curated record.